UUCUGUUAUAUAAAUAGCUCAAGCUGGAUAAUUGUAGACUGAAGUUUUGCAAGUCAGUAUAUAAAAUUUUGUUAUCAUUUGUGAAUGUGCGAAAUUAAAUGGAAGAUCAACAAUUCAUUUUAAGGUGGCAUUACCACGAGACGACGUUAGUUCGCAAUUUACCUCAACUGCUCGAAUCGGACAUAUUAACCGAUAUUACCCUAUCGGCGGACAACCAAAUAGUAAAGGCGCACAGGAUUGUUUUAGCGUCUUGUAGUUCCUAUUUUCUGCAACUAUUUCAGAACAUUGGUUCCCUUCAACAUCCUGUGAUUAUUCUUCAUAAUACAAGCUACAGCGAUUUAAAAUCUAUUAUAUCCUUUAUAUACCGAGGACAGUGCCUGGUUACUAGAAACCAAUUACCCGGUUUGUUAUCCUUGGCGAAGCUACUACAAAUUCAGGGAUUAUGUGAUAUGAAAUUACCUUAUGCCCUUCCCGAUAGGGUUGGACUAACGGAUUCAAAGUAUCCAAGACAUCACCAGCUUCAUAGCGACGACAGAUUCUUACCCCCCGUGCUAAAACCUCAAAACGACGUCGAUAAUGAAGAUAUCGAACUGAAAGAGUGCAAUGAAUUUAAAGCGAAACUUGAUCAGGAGGAGAACGUCGAUGGUGCGCCGUCGAAAAAAACCAAAGACUUGCUAUUUAAAUGUUUUCUUUGCGGGAAAUACCUGAGUAACCAAUACAACUUAAGGGUGCACAUGGAAACGCACGAAGAAGGAUGCUAUAUGUGUCAAUCUUGUCCUCACGUAUCUAGAAGCCGAGACGCCCUUCGAAAACACGUCUCGUACAGACAUCAAGAACAGUAUAAUAUUAAAAAGAGGAAGAAAAUGGAGAGUAUAGGUUGACAAUCAUUCUCUGGCUUGUAGAUCAUGUGUUUAAUAAAUGAAUUCUUCCUUA
Molecule: messenger RNA, 933 nt
Organism: Photinus pyralis (common eastern firefly)
Lineage: Eukaryota; Metazoa; Arthropoda; Insecta; Coleoptera; Lampyridae
Product: protein tramtrack, beta isoform-like
Exons: 4
Coding region: 99-881 (260 amino acids)
Biological process (GO): regulation of transcription by RNA polymerase II
Cellular component (GO): nucleus
Molecular function (GO): protein binding
Source: RefSeq, a predicted model, not a curated record